AUGAACGGCGAUAAACGUGCAAGUGGCCGACAGGAGACAGCCUUACCAGAAGAUAACUCAAGAAACAAGGAUUUCAAGAACACACCUUGUGAACACUUGAUAACAGCUGGCAAUGCAUCAUUAUACUCCUGGUAUGAAAGGAAACUAGUGUCUACCGGGACCUUGCGACACAAUUUAAUAAGACGUUGUAAACGAAUAAUAACUCUCAACAUACGAUUUAGAGACGAGAAGCGAGAGAACCACUCAAUCGGCUCUCCUGUAGUUUCAACAACACAAGACACAGGACCUGUGACCUCAGGCAACUGGUCUGAGGGAAUCAAAUUAACUUCUGACGACCAACUCUCACCGAACUGGUGGAGGAAGGUAGGACCUUUCCAAUAA
Messenger RNA from Macrosiphum euphorbiae (potato aphid), 381 nucleotides. The record is from the annotation of a GenBank genome assembly. NCBI's taxonomy places the organism in Eukaryota, Metazoa, Arthropoda, Insecta, Hemiptera, Aphididae.